AUGACCGACACGGCUGCACGCACGACGACCUCGCUCCUCAGCUUCCCGCCCGAGGUCCUCGUCAUCAUCCUCGGCCACCUCGACUUUGGCUCGCUCGCCCGGUUCCUCGUCGUGUCGCGCACCUGCCACGCCCUGUUCAAAGCCCACCCGCACCACAUCUCGCGCGCCAUCUCGAUCCACCAGGGGCUCGCCGACCCGAGGACCAGCUCGGCCGCUGCAGCCCUCGACCACCGCUCGACCUUCCCCACCCGCACCCUCGACGACCACCUCGACCCGCGAGAACUCGCCAGGGUCGUCCACUCGCAGCGCUGGAUCGGCAUCACCUCGAUCCCGACCUGGCUCGACUACGCCAAACGCGCCCACGUCAUCCACCGCAACUGGCGCACCGGCACCGCCACCUCGCGCCUCGUCACCCUCGACUGGGCCGCGCGGCCCGCCGUCGCCGGCGCGCUCGGCGCCCCCUUCUGGCGCUUCAAGGUCGACGUCGAUGCCGCCUACCUCGUCGUGUCGGGCCUCGACGGCGGCUACCUCGCCUUCCGCGCCCAGGACGGCCAACUCGCGUGGUGGUCCCUUUUGCCGCGCGGCCCGUACCCGCACGUCGAGCUCAGCGAGGGCUUCCUCGUCCAGCAGCUGUCAAGCAGGACCUACCUCGCGUCGUGCCGCACCGACCUCCUCCCCGCCGACCACCUCGUCGACGACGCCUUCUCGUCCACCGCCGUCCCGCGCGACGGUUCCACGCCCGCGCUCGGCUACGUGCCCUCGCACGCCGUCACGACCUCGUUCCCUUGCUUCGCGUCCAAGCUCCGCGUCCCGAAACUCGUCGCCACCUCGGCCGACGGCCAGCAGCUGCACGUGUGGGACCUCGUCGCGCGCACGAUCGACACGCUCGACGUGCCCGCGUUCGCCGCCGACGUGUCGAACGACGCGAGGGCGUACUAUGUCGAGCUCGACGACGAGUGCGUGUAUGUCGCUGGGCAGCACGCCGUCCUGGUCGUGCGGCCGCCGGGGUGGGGCGGCCGCGGCGGCGGCGAGGGGGAGCGGGAGCGGGACGACGACGAGCCCGAGUACCGCACCUGGCCACCGCGUGCGCCGGCCUCGCUGAGCGCGCACACGGCCCCGGGCGGCGGCGCGUGGUACGCGUUUGGGUGCGACGGCGUCGGGUGGGAGGCGGUGCACCAUGCCGGUCGGCACCUCGUCGCGAUCGGGCGCAGGGCGGGUGACACGGACGAGGCCAAACUCGUGUGGACGUGCGACAAGAGGGCGGUGUGGAACGACGAGGGCGAGGACGAGGAGGACGAGGUCGAGAGGAAGACGGUCGUGCUCGUCAUUGAGGGCGCCGACCCGGUGCAGCUCGCCGUCGAGAACGACCGCGCCGUGUUUGUCACGCACGACGACGAGCUCGGCGCCGCACUGUGGCUCAUCAACCUGCGCGCCUUUGUCGACUGGGAAGACUUUGCGGCGGACCCGCCGCAGCCUAUCUGCCUCGCGUACCCGCUCCCGACGCUCGGCCCGCCCUCGCGCGUCGAGAUGACGUCGACCGAGAUCUUUGUCCCGACCGUCGCCGCGUUUUUCCCGCCGUCGACCACCUCGCCGCUCGAGCCCGCUCCCGAGCCCUCGUCCUCCGACCACGACCACGACCACGACCACGACCCGACCGCCGCCGAGCCCGCCGCCGCCCCGCCGACCUCGCGCCUCGCGCGCGCCUUCACCGCCAUGCAGCGCGCCGUCCCGCCCGGCCGCACCCCACUCUCGUUCCACUGGGAGCCCCUCUCGCGCACGUCGCGCACGCCGCCCGUCGGCCCGCCCUCGCUCCUCCUCGACGAGGACGUGCGCGUGCCGGGCGGGAGCUUUGCGCGGCUCGAGCGCGAGGACGACGACCUGGUUGGGCGGCUCAGGGAGGCGUGGGAGGGCGUGCAGCAAGCGGCGCGGGAGGACGGGAUCGAGGGCCAUGGGGGAAGUGACGCGUUCGCUGUGUGGGACUUUGCGCCAAAGGGGUGAGCGUCGAGGAGGAGGGGGAGGAGCAGGGGGCCAGGCGGAGGAGCAGCCGCGAGAGGGGGGGGGAGCUGUAUCGCUUGAGGGGUUCGACACGUC
Rhodotorula graminis WP1 is the source of this 2091-nucleotide messenger RNA. RefSeq lists its product as uncharacterized. Gene Ontology annotation, molecular function: protein binding. The record is from RefSeq and is a predicted model, not a curated record. NCBI's taxonomy places the organism in Eukaryota, Fungi, Basidiomycota, Microbotryomycetes, Sporidiobolales, Sporidiobolaceae. Bases 1 to 1998 code for a protein of 665 amino acids. The transcript is spliced from 5 exons.